Messenger RNA from Engraulis encrasicolus (European anchovy), 1393 nucleotides. RefSeq names its product intraflagellar transport 46 homolog (Chlamydomonas) (gene ift46). Bases 43 to 1107 code for a protein of 354 amino acids. Lineage: Eukaryota; Metazoa; Chordata; Actinopteri; Clupeiformes; Engraulidae. The record is from RefSeq and is a predicted model, not a curated record. Gene Ontology annotation, cellular component: motile cilium; intraciliary transport particle B; centrosome. Gene Ontology annotation, biological process: cilium assembly; intraciliary transport. The transcript has 12 exons.
CCUCUGGUUUCCUGGGUGACGGUAAACAGGCUGCUUGGCUUCAUGGAUAAAACAGAGUGGACGAAGACUCAACUGAUCAACAACCAGCCCUACGACGAAAGCUUGGACGUGAACGAUUCGGAGGAAAUAGCAAGUGUCUACACUCCUACACCUCGGCAGACUGCAUCCAGGUCGGCAACCAGGAUCCAAAAUAACAUGGCUACCAACAGCAGUGAUGAGUUUGAGGAAGAAGGGAAGCAGAAAAAGAAAGGUGGCCAGGGAAGUCAACAGGGUCUGAGCGAGAAUGAGGAAGAGGAAGAAGAAGAGGAGGAGGAUGACGAUGAUGACUCGGACGAAACAGAAUCAGAUGAAGAGGAGGGCGAGCAAGGAUCUGCUCCUGAAGGCGCAUACGACCCAUCCGACUUUGACCACUUGCCUGUCUCAUCAGAAAUCAAAGAGUUAUUUCAAUACAUCACACGGUACGCACCCCAGGCUGUUGACCUGGACCACAAGCUGAAGCCUUUCAUUCCUGACUUCAUCCCAGCAGUGGGGGACAUAGACGCAUUCCUCAAAGUUCCUCGGCCAGACGGGAAGCCGGAUAACCUGGGUCUGCUGGUUCUGGAUGAGCCAUGCACCAAACAGUCAGACCCCACAGUGCUGUCCCUAUGGCUCUCCGAAAACAGCAAGCAGCACAAUAUCACUGAGCUGAAAGUGAAAAGUAUAGAAAACCCAGAGAAGAACCCCAAGGCCAUCGAGAACUGGAUCGAAAGCAUCAGCGAACUGCAUCGCUCCAAACCCCCAGCCACUGUGCACUACACCAGGACAAUGCCAGAUAUCGACUCCCUUAUGCAAGAGUGGCCACCAGAGUUUGAAGAGCUUCUAGGAAAGGUUAGCCUGCCUACAGCCGAUAUCAACUGUGAUCUGGCAGAGUAUAUCGACAUCAUUUGUGGCAUUCUCGACAUUCCCGUCUACAAAAACAAAAUCCAAUCGCUUCAUGUUUUAUUUACACUCUAUUCUGAAUUCAAGAACUCACAGCACUUCAAGGCCUUGCCGGAGGGACAGAAGACAGAGUCUCCACCAGGCCCCAACACAGGCCAAGCAGAGGCGGAGACGCUCACUCUUGACUGAGGCCUGAAGUUACAACAGUCAUCACACCCAACUCCACUUCCCCUGUGAAGAGAUCGCUAUCUGAGACUGAUCGUACUUAUACAGAGGUGUCCGUUUUGACUGAAGUGUGUUCUAAAUUUUAUAUAUAUGUUCGUUUAUGUUUGUGUGAAUGUGUGUGGGAGAGCGACUGAGAGAGAGCUUGUGUUUGUGUUUAUGUUUUACUUAUUUUUCUAUGACACUAUUGUACUAUUGCUUUCUUUGCGAUGUAACGCUCACGGUAAAUAAAUGUAUAUGGUUUUGUAGAAAU